AAAAACGUACGUACCACUUCUCUACUUUAUCACUUCAUCUCAUUCAUCAUUCAUUCAUACGCACUACAACAGAAACAGCAACGUAUUAUUAUUGGAUCAUAUUGUGAUAUAUAGGAAGACCGAAUUCAAUUCAUUGUUCCUAGCUUGAAACUGCAGGUUUAAUCGAGUUCGGUAUCCAAUGGCGGCGGCAUCAUCGAGUUAUUGGCGAUUGGUCUUUCAUUGGUCCUUGCUAGCAGCUCUGGCCUUUCUGUUUCUCAAUGCUUCCGCAAUGAGCCAGCAGAGAGCUGAAGAGACAGAGCUUUGGAGCUUGGAAAAAUCAUCAAUGGCGGAUAGAUUGAAUAAUAGUUAUGAAUCACAGCACGAGGAUGCGGUAGAUGAUCCAGAGGCAAUUGCAUCUAUGGUUGACAGGAGCGUUCGUAAUGCCACGGAGAGGAGAAAACUGGGCUACUUCUCGUGUGCAACGGGGAACCCCAUAGAUGACUGCUGGCGUUGCGACACUAACUGGGCACGCAACCGCAAGCGCCUAGCUGACUGCGCUAUUGGCUUUGGCCGGAACGCCAUUGGCGGCCGAGACGGCAAGUACUACGUUGUCACCGACCCCAGUGACGACGACGUCAUAAAUCCUAAGCCCGGGACAUUACGUUACGCCGUGAUUCAAGAAGAGCCGCUAUGGGUCGUGUUCCAAAGAGACAUGGUCAUCACGCUCAAACAGGAGCUGAUCAUGAACAGCUUCAAGACUAUUGACGCCCGCGGGGUCAAUGUUCAUAUAGCUAAUGGAGCUUGUAUUACGGUUCAGUUCGUCACCAAUAUUAUAAUCCAUGGCCUUCAUAUUCAUGACUGCAAGCCUACCGGCAAUGCCAUGGUUCGCAGCUCCACUACUCAUUAUGGUUGGAGGACCAUGGCUGAUGGUGAUGGGAUUUCUAUUUUUGGGUCUAGCCAUAUUUGGGUUGAUCACAACUCUUUGUCUAACUGUGCUGAUGGCCUCAUUGAUGCCAUCAUGGGAUCAACCGCCAUCACCAUCUCCAACAAUUACUUCACCCACCACAAUGAGGUCAUGCUACUGGGGCACAGUGAUGCUUACGAAAGAGACAAGGUUAUGCAGGUCACAGUAGCGUACAACCAUUUUGGAGAGGGUUUGGUUCAGAGAAUGCCAAGGUGUAGGUAUGGAUACUUUCAUGUGGUAAACAAUGACUACACCCAUUGGGAGAUGUAUGCCAUUGGAGGCAGUGCUUCUCCCACAAUCAACAGCCAAGGCAACAGAUUUCUAGCCCCUACCAACCCUUUUGCUAAAGAGGUGACUAAGAGGGUGGAAACAUCUCACGGUGAAUGGAAGAACUGGAAUUGGAGAUCAGAAGGCGACCUUAUGCUCAACGGAGCUUAUUUUACUCCAUCUGGAGCCGGAGCCUCAGCUAAGUAUGCAAAGGCGUCUAGCUUGGCAGCCAAGUCCUCUUCCCUAGUAGAUAUUCUUACAUCUAAUGCGGGUGCUCUAUCCUGCCGUAAGGGUAGGCAAUGUUAAUUGUCAAUACACAAAAAACAUCAUCAAAUCUUGGACCAAAAUUAACCCAACCUCGAAUUCUUUGUCUGUAAGCUAGCCUCCUAUUCCCUUAUUCUUAGGCCCUCGUUGCCUUGUAGCCUUGUCCAUUUUUCAACCAGUCUACGUACUCAUUACUCAACCUUCGCCUGCUUCAACUACAAACAUUUGACAUACUUGAAGACAGGCGUACCAAGUGUUGUUGUUCAUUACCCCGUCUUGUACCCUACAUCAAUGAUUCUACUCGGGCUGAAAUCAUUUUUCACCCUCCCCAGUGUCAAAUAGGCCUACAAAUUACACAUUUCACCUUUUGCUUUUUGGUUGCUAGGGACAGGAUCUAUCAUCUUCUACAUCUCUCUCCCCAUUUUGGUCAAAGUUCAAUGUAAUUAUGUAUUACUAUUGAUAUAAUGAAUACUAAUAAUUUAUACCUUC
Messenger RNA from Ipomoea nil (Japanese morning glory), 1963 nucleotides. RefSeq names its product probable pectate lyase 8. The record is from RefSeq and is a predicted model, not a curated record. The transcript is spliced from 7 exons. Bases 179 to 1516 code for a protein of 445 amino acids. Gene Ontology annotation, molecular function: pectate lyase activity. Lineage: Eukaryota; Viridiplantae; Streptophyta; Magnoliopsida; Solanales; Convolvulaceae.